Messenger RNA from Pelodiscus sinensis (Chinese soft-shelled turtle), 1210 nucleotides. The record is from RefSeq and is a predicted model, not a curated record. Lineage: Eukaryota; Metazoa; Chordata; Testudines; Trionychidae.
GGGACCCCGCGGGCGCACUGAUGGGUUCGCUCUCUGCCAGUUUCCAGAUCGCUGCCUCCCUCUCCAAAGAGCUGUGCGCCCUGGUCUUCGGCCUGAACACCUUCUUCGCCACCGUGCUCAAGAGCCUCAUCACCAUCGUCGUGGCGGACAAGCGGGGCUUGGGCCUGGCCGUGCGGCCGCAGUUCUACGUCUACGCUGCCUACUUUGCGCUGUUGGCGGCGGUGUACCUGGGCUUGGCCGUGUGCGUGGCCAUCAUGCACCGCCGGCGCCAGGCGCCCCAGGAGCCGGUGUUGGCCAAGGAGCUGUGCAGCCUGGCUGAAGAGGUGCCGGGGCAGGAGAGGAGCUCGGAGCAGGGGAGUGUGCGCGUCUAAGCGAGCUGAUGCCAGGGAGCGGCUGUGCGCACACCCAGCCCCCCCAUGUCCUCGCAGGGGCACCGCGGCUGAGAAGGCCGGCAUGGGUGGCAGAGGCUGCACCGGGCAAACCCAGCCUGGGGCUCCCGGCCCAUCGCACUGGGCCAGGCUCAGGGCUCGGCCCUGGGACGGUCACACUGCCUGGCCCUGGCUUUCCCUGAGGGCCCUGAGCCAGCCCUCCCCACCUGCCAGAGCAGCAGAGGUAAGCACCGGGCCCCUUCCUUUGCCAGCUGAGUGGCCCUGUGCACAAGUGCUGAAUCCCCGGCUGCCCCUUGUCCUGCAUGGCAGGGCUGCCGCGGCCACCUGUCACCUGCAGCUUGACCCAUGUGGGACCGUGGCCGGCAGCCUGUGCCCGCCUGCCUGACACCGCCGUAACCUGCCGAGCCAGAGAGCCAAGAGCUAGCUCCGUGGCUAACAGGGCCCGUGCCGCCCAGGGAACCAACUGUGACCCACCCGAGACCCCUGCUGAGCAGGGUGGACACAGCCAGCCCUUGCACGAGCGGCUCAGGGCGAGCAUGAAGCACGUUUAGUGCUGGGCCGUGCUGCGAGACGAAAAGCCGCUUCGUGAAACGUGCUGUUGGCUCCACGCCCCCCCCACAGCCGGGAGUACAAGAGGAGACUCCUUUAUUCAGUGCCUUAGAAAACAGCAUAAAGAACACAACUGAGAAAAUAGAAAUCCACAGGCUUUCCAGUGCGUUCGUUACACAAGUACAGUAGACGACAGGAACUGUGCCUGGCCCAGCUGCUGGGGGAAUGUCUCGGUACAAUAAAAAGAAGCUAGUUAACAAUUUAGCACCUCA